Messenger RNA from Lathyrus oleraceus (garden pea), 942 nucleotides. RefSeq lists its product as uncharacterized. NCBI's taxonomy places the organism in Eukaryota, Viridiplantae, Streptophyta, Magnoliopsida, Fabales, Fabaceae. The transcript has 2 exons. The record is from RefSeq and is a predicted model, not a curated record. Gene Ontology annotation, cellular component: chloroplast thylakoid membrane. Bases 136 to 834 code for a protein of 232 amino acids.
AAAAAUAAAAAAAGCAAUAUGUGUGGUCACGCGCUAUAUGGCGUGUUACCAUAGCAUAGCAGCGAUUUCAGUCUUAGCGGUAAGAGGAGGAGGAGUGGCUAUCCAUGGUUGGAAUUUGAAACACAAUCAUAUCAAAUGGUUUUAUCUCUAAACCCCAUCAUCACCUUCUCCUCAACAACGAAGUUGGAAACAAAGUAUCAUGAUGCAUCCAGGUACCCAAAGGUCACUCAGAUUACGCCCUUUUCGGUAACGUCUCGAACGAGAAUGUUCGUCAAGGAGAAAAGAACCGGUCGCUGUUUUUCAGUUGCAAAUAGUGAUCAGCUUUCAGCAAAUGCUAGCAAUAAGGAUACUGGCAGUGCUGCAAAUGAUCAGUUACCGUCCAUGAAUCCUCCGGUUGAGUCAGAAUCACAGACACCGAAGGGUUCCAAUGGGUCAUUAGGAUCUGCAGCAUCUCCUAAUUCACAAUCUGUAACCACACGAUCGUCUCAGAAAUUGAGAGAGAGGAUAAAAGCGGCUCGGGUUCUCAACCAGUCAAAGGAACCGAAAGCGUCUAAGUCAGAUAAGGGCAAGUCAGAUAUGGGCAGUAGUGUGUUGGCUGCUUUUAGAGAGGACGAUAAAGGGAAGAAGAAGAGAAGAUCUGGACUUCCAGAAGCUCCUGGUAAUUUGUUUGAUGAUAGCAAACGAGGGAUGCCGAAGGCAGGUUUGACUUUUGAUUUUCCCGGAGGUUCUGAUCUCUUUUUCAUUAUCUUUUCAUUUGUUUUUAUCAGCACAGUGAUGUUUGGAACAACUUACAUUGUGUGGAAACUUGGUGCAAUCCAUUUCAAUGACUCCUGAGAUGAGAUUUCAAGAAUUCACACUUCACCAGAUAUAUAGAAUAGCUUAUUUAUAAUAUUUUGACAAGCUUCAGCUUCUAUAAACUUCAUGACUUGCUGUUGAUGUUCA